Silurus meridionalis is the source of this 5511-nucleotide messenger RNA. RefSeq names its product sterol regulatory element binding transcription factor 1 (gene srebf1). The transcript is spliced from 19 exons. Gene Ontology annotation, cellular component: nucleus. Gene Ontology annotation, molecular function: RNA polymerase II cis-regulatory region sequence-specific DNA binding; DNA-binding transcription factor activity, RNA polymerase II-specific; protein dimerization activity. NCBI's taxonomy places the organism in Eukaryota, Metazoa, Chordata, Actinopteri, Siluriformes, Siluridae. The record is from RefSeq and is a predicted model, not a curated record. Gene Ontology annotation, biological process: regulation of transcription by RNA polymerase II. Bases 440 to 3814 code for a protein of 1124 amino acids.
AUGUAUUUGGUGUGAACUAACACGCUGCCAAUGGAGUCUGGAGAAAGAACCGUACAGGUAGCGUGGGAAGUGUGACGUAAGCAGAGAGCUAUGCGUUGAUUGGUCGCACGAAGUGUCACUCAAGACAUAGUCUCACCCGGGUUUGCUCGCCCCGCUAGCAUGCGACUGCGCUGACUAAACUCUGUUUGGACAAGUUUGUCGUGUCUCUAGUGUAGAAAUGGCAGCAGGCAGAAUGAUGGUGCUGUCAAAUUAGACAGAAGUUGGAUUGCAUUUUUUUUCUCCCGAAAUCUGAAGAGUCUUUAAUCAAAUGUGCAUACUGUGCGUACAGUCGGGUCUUACUUGUAAGAAGUUUCGAGUUUAUAUGGAAUAACUGGAAUUUUACCUUUGGAUCUGAAUAUUAUAUUAUAUAUAGAUAGAGACGCGAAUCUGCGGGUGAAAAAUGAAUCAUUUGUCGUUUGACGAUCCGUCACUGGAUAGCUUGGAUCCAAGUUUAUCCCUCAGUGAUCCAAGUGAUAUUGACACAGCUUUGCUCAACGACAUUGACGACAUGCUGCAGCUCAUCCACACCCAAGAGAUGGAGUUCAACUUGUUUGAUCACACCUCCUUUCCACCACCUCCACCACCAGCUCCAACGCAUGAUCUUUCAGCGCUGGCUCCUUCCAGCUUGGCUCCCACUCCUCGCAGUUCCUCCAUCACCUCCUCCACCUCAUCCAUCCUGACCAACAGCCCACAUCUGGAUGCCCUGCUGGGUCCCCCAGUCAGCCGCAACUCUUCCACCCCAGACAAGUCUUUCCAAGCCCCAAACUUUCAGCAAACUCCCUCGACCCAGGUGACCUCUACACCUGUGACCCCAAGCCAAGUAAAGCAGCCCAAUACUCAAACAGCUCAACCUGUGCUUCAUCUGCCAAGCCAGGCUCCUCAAAGCCCUACGUUCUCCGCAAGCCCCCAGCAACCUGGGCCCAACUACGCAAGCCAGAAUGGAUACACUGUAAUCACUAAGCAGGGCUCUACCCAGCCCAUGCCCAGUGUUGCCAGCUCUCCACCAAGUGUUCAGCCAGUAGCCAUCCAGGCUCAGGUCCAGAGUCUUUCCACAUCUUCCAUCCUCACAACCUCCUCCAGUCCUCCAACACAGACUCAUGUUCAGCAAGUCCCUGUCUUGUUGCAGCCUCAGUUCAUCAAGGCAGAAUCUCUCCUCCUCACCACCCUGAAGCCGGACAUGUCCAUGGUGACUACAGUAGCCUCUCCGUGCAUCACCUCUCUGGCUACUUCCACGGCUUCAAUGCAGGGCACCUCACUGCAGGCUCUGAUGAGCGGCGGGACUAUCCUGACCACGGUGCCAGUUAUGGUAGACACAGAGAAGCUGCCCAUUAACCGUAUAGCCAUCAGUGGCAAGCCAGGUAUGCAGGUCCAAAAGGGCGAGAAGCGCACAGCACACAACGCAAUCGAAAAGCGAUACCGCUCCUCCAUCAACGACAAGAUCCUCGAACUCAAAGACCUGGUGGCCGGCACAGAGGCUAAGCUGAAUAAAUCUGCCGUGUUGAGGAAAGCCAUUGACUAUAUCCGCCACCUGCAGCAGUCCAACCAGAAACUAAAGCAGGAGAACAUGGCUCUCAAAAUGGCCAACCAAAAGAACAAAUCUCUAAAAGACCUGGUUGCCAUGGAGGUGGACGUGAAGACCGAACUUCCUACUCCUCCAGCCUCGGACGCCGGCUCACCCGAACCCAGUGGCUCCUUUUCCCACUGCAGCAGCGACUCGGAGCCUGACAGUCCCAUGGUAGAGGAAAGCAAGCCCAUGUCCAGUGCAGAGAAGACUGCUGGAGGGAUGCUGGACCGCUCACGGAUGGCUCUGUGUGCCUUCACCCUCCUUUUCCUUUCUUUCAACCCGCUGGCAUCUCUGGUGUGUGGGAGCCAAAGUAGAGCUGAAGAGCCUGUUCUUCCAGGCCACUCAGGAACUGGCAGGACCAUGCUUGGAUUUGAUAAUGCAGCUGAUUCGUGGGGCUGGAUGGACUGGAUGCUGCCCACUCUUUUGGUGUGGCUUCUUAAUGGUGUUCUGGUAGCUGGAGUUUUGGUCAAGCUGUUGGUGUAUGGAGAGCCCAUCACUAGACCACACUCUGAAUCCUCUGUCCUUUUUUGGAGACACCGCAAACAGGCUGACCUUGACCUGGCCAGAGGAGAUUUUGCCCAGGCCUCUCAGAACCUCUGGACAUGUCUGAAGGCCCUUGGUCGUCCUCUGCCCACCUCUCAGCUGGACUUGGCGUGUGCUGUGCUCUGGUCUACCCUGCGUCUGUGGCUGCAGAGACUUUGGGUGGGUCGCUGGCUGGCCUGCAGGGCUGGAGCUCUGCGUGCAGAUCGCCCCCUACAGGAGGAUGCACGCAAGAGCAGCCGUGAUGCUGCUCUCGUUUAUCACCGCCUGCAUCAGCUGCACAUGACCGGAAAGCUGGGUGGCAGCCACUUGUUCGCAGUGCACAUGGCACUGAGUGCGGUGAAUCUAGCCGAGUGUGCUGGAGACUGUCUGUCUGUUGCCACGUUGGCCGAGAUCUAUGUCUCUGCUGCCCUGAGAGUCAAAACCAGUUUGCCCCGUCUGCUGCACAUUACCUCUCGUGGCUUUCUAAGUCGAGCUCGACAGGCCUGUCUGUCCCCCAGUGGCAGUGUUCCUCCUACCAUGCAGUGGCUAUGCCACCCUCUGGGUCAUCGCUUCUUUGUGGAUGGCGAUUGGUCUGUACGCAGCACCCCUAAAGAGAGCAUCUAUAGCCAGGCUGGAAACACAGUGGAUCCUCUGGCUCAGGUGACUCAAGCUUUUAGGGAGCACCUGCUGGAGAAGGCUCUGUACUGCGUCGCUCAGCCUCGUGGAGACAAAAGCCCCAACGAGGGACAAGGUGAGUACUCCGAUGCUCUGGAGUACCUGCAGCUGCUAAACAGCGCCUCCGAUGCCGCAGGUGCUACCACACAGGCCUUUGCUAUUGGCUCCAACAUGGCCGCCAUCGCCGGCUGUGACCCUCACUCAAAAUGGUGGUCAUCAGUUGCCGUGGUGAUUAUUAACUGGCUGCAGGGAGAUGAUGUAGCGGCAGAGAGGCUGUAUCCAGCUGUGGAACAUCUUCCACGCAGUCUUCAGUCAGACGAAAGUCCACUACCAAAAGCCUGUUUGAACAUGUUUAAAGCAGUGCGUGCCCUGCUGGCCAAACCAGAGAACAGACAGCUAAGCUUGAGCUACUGUGAGAAAGCAAGCAGCCUGUUCAGAGACAGCCUCAAACUGGGGCCACACUGCAGCAGCAGCACCUUAGACAAGUUGGUGCAGUUGUUACUGUGCGACCUGCUGCUGGUGACACGCACCAGUCUGUGGCGAGAGCAGCAAAUAUGUUCUCCCGCUUCCCCACAGCAGAGCCCGGCUUCAGCCGCUUCUCCUGCCGAGCUACAGGGCUUCCAGCAGGACCUGAGCUCUUUGCGCAAACUUGCCCACAGCUUCCGACCAGCCAUGCGCAGGUUGUUUCUGCAUGAAGCUACUGCCAGGCUAAUGGCAGGAGCAAGUCCAACGCGCACACACCAGCUCCUGGACCGCAGUCUGCGCCGCCGUGCCACACCUGGAGGCAAAAUCGAGGAGUGUGAGACACGGCCAGGCCAGCGUGAGCAGGCGGAGGCGGCCAUGUUGGCAUGUUGGUAUUUGCCUCCAUCGUUCCUGUCGGCCCCGGGCCAGAGAGUGGGGAUGUUGGCAGAUGCAGCACGUACUCUCGAGAAGCUCGGGGACAAACGCACGCUCCACGACUGCCAGCAGAUGAUCAUCAAAUUGGGCAGUGGGACCACAGUCGCCUCCACUUAGAGACAAAAGACUUUCAAACCCCCUACCCCUACCCCUUCUUAUUUUUUAUUUUUUAUUUUUUUUCCCCUCAUCCUCCUGCACUAACACCAUAUCAGUCUCACAUUUUCUGUGCCACAUUUUCUGGCUACAGGCUUCGGCCAUCAUUGGUUAAUCAGCUUAUUUUAAUAAGGCCUUUUUUUUGUUCGUUGUAACUUCUUUUAAUUUUCCCCCCUUUACGGUUAUUAUUUAAAUAAUUUAAUAAUUUAAUUUGUUUGUCCUGACAAAAUGCUGAUACUCUUUAUGUUUAUGGAUAUUCUUUACUUAAAGGUGCGGUCAGUAAUUUUAAAUGCACAAAAAAUUUGUGAGAAUUGGCAAAGUUCUCUUUAGGUUUAAGGCAGCUGUUAGUGAAACAUCAACUCGGAGGAGAAAGCUCACUCUAAGUAGGAGGGGAAAAAAAGAACAGUAGUAAAGUUUCUGCUUGCCUGUCAAUCCUGAAAGCUGCUUUCUAGCUAUAAGCAUAUUUUAGGGGUGAUGGUUUUUGGAGUUGAAAUAUACUUCAGCUAGUUUCUCUUAAAACUACUUACAAUACCUUUUAAAGUAAUACUUCACAGGUAGACACUGCUAGGGCCACUGAGGCGCUCUUGUAAUGAGGUGCUUUGUAAGCACCAGCUUUGUCCACUAGAUGGCAUUUUUAUUGAGCACCAUUAGACGCUUGUGAGUGGCUUUACAGGGUGAUUGGACAUGACAUUCAUAUUUAACGUGUAAUACCGGCUUUCCACACACAGAAGAAUCCUUGUCUCCAGUUGUAACAGUUUAGUAUUGUAUGUACACGUGUGCAUGUUUCUGUCUAAAGCAGCGUCUCAGACCCAUGUUAAGUCUACUGGUUUGGUCCAACAUGUCCAGGUGACUCAGCUGCAUGGAAAUCAAGGAUUAAUCUGUGUGCAUGGAGCUUGGUGUUAGAGGAGAUGAAGAGUGUAAUGACAUUUUCCUUUUCAUUACAUUUGUACAGAUAUUUCUAAUAUGCACUACCCUUACCGGGGCUGACUUCGACAUGAUUUAAGAGCAUAAACAGCUUUACAAGGUUUCUUCUCUUGUAGCGUUUUCCUUGUAUAUAUUUUUAAAGAUGUGUAUUUAUAAUUUUGUGUAAAGAUGUGGGUGGACAGUAUUUUUAAGGAACAGAGAAAAGGGGACAACUUGGAUGUUUCAACUUGGAUGGUACACAGUGCUCAAGCAAACAAACAACAAAUUAUGGGUUCAAAUAAUGGUCUUCCACAGAUAAGUGGAAAGUCAUCUACAGGGUGCUAAUUCUCAAAGAGACUUGUCUGUUUGCACUAUGGAGAGAGGUGAUGGUUACUUUUUGAAGCUCCUGAACGAACAUGGUGAUCACAAGAAAUAUCUGAACCAGUUCGUUUUUGUCAAGGUUCACCUUCAUUCUUACCCUAAUCCAAAACCAGGAUUUUUUUUAGAUGAGGCAGUUCUUUGAGAGAGCCCCAUCUGCUUUCCACUUUUAGCCACUGUAAUGCUUUAAGUGUUCUUUGUUAGAUUUACAGUCAAGUUCCUGAGGUUUUACUGUAAAUGGCAGACUCAUGACCUGUAUGCUAUUCAGUGUGUAGUGUUCAUAGUCAAAAUCUUUACAAGAAAUGUUUAAACAGACUGUCCAAUUUGUCAGCCCUUUGAUUUAUUCAUGAGAAUGUAAAUAAAAGUUGUUUUGUAACGUA